Soboliphyme baturini is the source of this 843-nucleotide messenger RNA. Lineage: Eukaryota; Metazoa; Nematoda; Enoplea; Dioctophymatida; Soboliphymatidae. The record is from the annotation of a GenBank genome assembly.
CUAAGCUCUCAGUAUUCAAGUCUAUCUUUAUACCCAUACUUACCUACGGUCAUGAAUGGUGGACCAUCACUGAAAAACUUCGAACUCGGGUACAAGCUGCUGAAAUGGGCUUUCUUAGACGAGUCUCCUACCGGAGAAGUUGGUGCUGUUGCGGGACUGCGGCGAGUCAAAGAGGCGGCCAAGGUAGCCCUAGCCGUUCUCCAGUACAGCAAGCAUACACUGCUAGUUGGUGAGGCUGCAACUCGAUUUGCCAUUGAGAUGGGGUUCGUCGCGACCGAUCUGCAAACAAACGCUUCCCUGAAAAUGUGGCGCGACUGGCAACAUCGCAGCUGUCAGCCAAAUUUCCGAAAAGUAGGCCAUGAUUAUUUCACUUCUUCAGGCUUUUCCUGGCUGAAAUUUUAUUACCUGUGGUCCGUAUACGCCAGUAAAGUCGAAACUGCGGAUAAGUUUGCAUGGUUUAUUGUGGCAACUUCCACUAACGGUGCCAGAUAUAAAAUUCCCGGCAGAGUUGGAGACUCUCCCAUACCCGGAGCUGGUGGCUUUGCCGACAACGAUAUUGGAGCUGCUUGCGCAACUGGAGACGGUGAUUUAAUGAUGCGCCUACUUCCGAGCUAUCAGGCAGUGGAAAACAUGCGGAAUGGAAUGUCACCCAAGGUGGCUGCGGAAAGCGCAGUCAUACGGUUGGCUAACAAGUUUCGCUCAUUCCAAGGCGGAGUUAUUGCAGUGAAUAAGCAAGGUCAGUUCGGUGCCGCCUGUCACGGUUUAUCGCAGUUCGGCUACACGGUUCGGAAUUCAAUUCGGUUGUCACUACCAAAUUCUACAAACUAUAGCAAACCUGGCUGA